AUGCCUAGCUCGAGAGGAGGCUGGAGGGAGGAGCACCAGGAAGCAUGCUACCGCAAUCUUUCGGGAAGACAGAGUCGCGGCAAGACUGGCCUAGGCUACAGCGGCAGCAGCUCGAGCAGCAACGACAGCUCUUCUCUCUCAAGCCUCUUCGUCAAAAGUGUGCAGGAAGCAUGCGGUGCUAGACAUGCUUCUCUUGAAAGCAGCACCAGCAAUAGACGGCGACGUCCUCACCAGCAGAGCGGCAGCUGCAGCAGGAGCAGCAGCAGAAGCAGAAGAAGCAGCAGCAGAAGCAGAAGGAGAAGCAGAAGCAGGAGCUGCAGCAGAAGCAGAAGAAGGAGCAGAAGGAGAAGAGCAGAAGAUGCAGCAGUCUCUUUGAAAGAACGCAUUGCACGCCAUAAGGAACGAGACAGAGAAAAGGCUGCACAUCAUUCGCGGAUGCCUUUGACGGCGGAAGAAGGUCGAUUACGAACGCUGAAAGCUGUCAUCGAUCAAGAAGCGGAAGAAGCCGCUAGGGGUCAUGCUAGCUGGAAGGAUGACUUCGCCGCUGCGGCUGAGGGCAGUAUGCGGGCUGCAGCAGUUGCUCUGGUGGAAGACGAGUCUGAGUUUGCUUUUGCGGAGUUUAUUGAUCGGCAUAGACAGGCUAAGAGAACGGCUGUUGCUGCCGAUGAGGAGUCCAGCCAUUUGAAUGCGAUCUUUGGAAGCGGCUCAGUGCAGCACAAAACAGUUUUGGAGGAGCGGCAAGCCUCCCCCCCUCGCUUGCGACUUAGCAGCAGCAGCCGCAGCAGGAGUCGCAGCAAACACCGUGACUCUGGGGGCAGCCAACAGCAGCAGCAACAACGCAGCAACAACAGUGGCGCUUGGCAGCAGCAGCAGCACGAGCAGCAGCCGGCAACAGCAACGGCUCCAGCAGCCGGUGCGGGGGGGGGACUGCAAGUCAUGCGUCUUUCAGCAGAAGCUAUUCUAGCGGAAGAGCAGCUCCAGCCGCAGCAGGCAGCUGCUGCGAGCUGCAGCGUACCCAAGUGGAAGCUCAAGCUGCUGCAACGGCAGCAGCCACACCAAUAG
This is a messenger RNA of Cyclospora cayetanensis, 1062 nucleotides long. Its product is annotated as serine/arginine-rich splicing factor 4-like. Lineage: Eukaryota; Apicomplexa; Conoidasida; Eucoccidiorida; Eimeriidae. The record is from RefSeq and is a predicted model, not a curated record. Bases 1 to 1062 code for a protein of 353 amino acids. The transcript is spliced from 9 exons.